Molecule: messenger RNA, 427 nt
Organism: Thecamonas trahens ATCC 50062
Lineage: Eukaryota; Apusomonadida; Apusomonadidae
Exons: 2
Coding region: 30-410 (126 amino acids)
Molecular function (GO): calcium ion binding
Source: RefSeq, a predicted model, not a curated record
CCUCUCCCACACACCCAUACUUGUAGACCAUGAGCAGUCCCGCCGACUUCAUCAUUCUCUCUGACGAGACCGUCACCAUGCUUCGGGAGCUCUUCUCUGCUCUCGACCAGGACGGCGACGCGGUCCUUACCGCCAACGACUUUUCCUCGCCUUUCAAUGGCCGUAUGAACGAUGUUGGUCGGCAGAAGUUCAUCAUGCUCCUCGAGAACUUUGACCAGGACGGCGACGAUUGCAUCGAGUUCCCUGAGUUUAUCUACGGCUUCAAGGCCAUGGCUGCAAACACCGCCGCCCCCACCCUUCUUGGCGUCGAGGGCCUCACCUACGGCGAGAUCAUCGCCAAGCUCCAGAUCGCUGCCAAUGAGCUCAUCUUUGAGUUUGCCCAAGAGCUCUUCCAGGCCAUCUCGUCCUAAACCGCACACCACCCGUA